ACUAGCAAAGCCCCGGGCCCGGCCGGAAUCACCAAUGAUCCAAGCACUCGGCUCCAAGCUAAUUCGAUCACCUGCCGAAUUAGCUAUCGAUUAACCUUUCCGAGUCAAAAGGUCGACGCUUCUCCAACCUCACCCACCUCGAAGCCACCCGGCCGCCGCACUCGCAAAGCCGCUGCCUUUAUAUACCCCCCGCGCCGUCCCUCCGUGUCCUCCAAACUCGCCGCUCCGCCAGCGACUCCCUCUCUCUCUCUCCCACAAACCAAGGCCCCGGUUCCUGACCGCCACCACCAGCCAGUCCCCGGAUCCGCGAGCGCCGGCCGGCGAGGGCGCGGAGCAGCUAGCGACGAGGUGAAUCGAUCGACCGGCAGCAUGGGGCUGAGGAAGCGCCUGCUGCGGUGCUUCGGGUGCGGCGGCGAGGAGGCGCCGGAGGAGCAGCAGCAGGAGGAGGCGGGCAAGCGCCCCGGCGGCGGCGGGAAGCCGAAGCUGCGGCGGCUGAGCACGGCGAACCUGCGGUCGCUGUCGCUGCAGGACCUGUCGCGGAAGCUGGAGACCACCAGGCUGCACGCCUUCACGCUGGACGAGCUCAAGGCGGCCACCAAGAACUUCUCCACCACCAACUUCCUCGGCGAGGGCGGGUUCGGCCCCGUCUACAAGGGCUUCGUCGACGGUCGCCUCCGCCCGGGGCUCGAGCCGCAGCACGUUGCCGUCAAGUACCUCGACCUCGAGAGCGACGGCGUCCAGGGGCACCGCGAGUGGCUGGCGGAGGUGGUGUACCUCGGGAUGCUGAGCCACCCGAAUCUGGUCAAGCUGGUGGGGUUCUGCCACCAGGACGACCACAGGAUGCUGGUCUACGAGUACAUGCCCAGGGGCAGCCUCGAGAACCACCUCUUCAAGAAUCUCCUUUCGUCGCUGCCAUGGUCGACGCGGCUCAAGAUCGCCGUCGGCGCCGCCAAGGGGCUCGCCUUCCUGCACGAGGCGGAGUGUCCGGUGAUCUACCGCGACUUCAAGGCCUCGAAUAUUCUGCUCGACUCGGACUACACCGCGAAGCUUUCUGAUUUCGGGCUGGCCAAGGAGGGCCCCAAGGGGGACGCGACGCACGUGACGACGCGCGUGAUGGGCACCCACGGGUACGCGGCGCCGGAGUACAUCCUGACGGGCCACCUGACGGCGAAGAGCGACGUGUACAGCUUCGGCGUUGUGCUCCUGGAGCUGCUCACGGGGCGGCGCUCCGUGGACAAGCGCCGCCGCGGGCGCGAGCAGAACCUCGUGGACUGGGCGCGCCCCUACCUCCGCCGCGCCGACAGGCUGCACCGGUUCAUGGACCCGGGCCUGGAGAUGCAGUACUCGGCGCGCGCCGCGGAGAAGGCGGCCCGGGUGGCGCACCAGUGCCUGCAGAGCGUGCCCAAGGCGCGGCCCUCCAUGCGCGACGUCGUGGCCGCGCUCGAGCCGCUGCUCGCGCUCGAGGACGACGUGCCCAUGGGGCCCUUCGUGUACACGGUCGGUGGCGCCGAGGCGGCCCCGGCCCCGCCGCCGGCCGCCGCCGCGGGCGACGAGGAGGCGGAGGCCGGCGGCCGGCAGGGAAAGAGGCACGUCAUGUCGGCCGUGCACGCGGAGAGCCCGCUGCGCUACGCGAGCGCGGUGAAGAGACCGGAGAGCCCGCCGACCCUGAGCAGAGCAUGAUCGAGGACAUCGAGCAAAGCGGCGAAGGGGUCGCAAUCUGCAAGUGUACAUAGCUGAUAACGUGUCCAUGGAUUCUUUUGUUUUUGGGUUUCUUGGUGAUGUUAUUCUUGCUCCCAAGAAUUUAGAGGGGAGACAUUUUCUUUCGUUUUUUCGUUGUGUUAGUAUACUGCCGAGAAUACCUCGAAUUGAUGUAUUUGUAUACUGGAAUUUUGAGGCAACACUGUUGCGAAAGAUGCUCAGUUUUAACAUCA
Messenger RNA from Panicum hallii, 1931 nucleotides. RefSeq names its product serine/threonine-protein kinase RIPK-like. The record is from RefSeq and is a predicted model, not a curated record. NCBI's taxonomy places the organism in Eukaryota, Viridiplantae, Streptophyta, Magnoliopsida, Poales, Poaceae. Gene Ontology annotation, molecular function: protein kinase activity; ATP binding. The transcript has 4 exons. Bases 370 to 1680 code for a protein of 436 amino acids. Gene Ontology annotation, biological process: protein phosphorylation.